AACUCAAUUAACGUCAAAAUCAUGACGAACGAAAAAACAUCAAGCCAAGAGAGAAACAGACAAAAAAACGACUAAAGGACCAAGAAAAAAGUUUUUUCUACCUUUUGGAAGACUUGAUUAUCGGCAUGGACAAGAAGACUGACGUCAGCAAAGACAAAGAAAAUUCAUCCUUGAGUUUGGUUUUUGUGCUGAUUGGAAUUUUUUCAUUAAGUAUCGUAGGCUUAAUUUACGUUUACAGCAAAUUUCCGCAUAUUGAUGAAUCCGAAAAGCAGUUUAUAAAAAUCCCCUUUAACUUGGAGGAUGCCAAAAAUCUGGGACGCGUUCUUGACAAGUACAAAGAGCAACAUUUUACCGAAGUAAUUUUAGGAAUAAUUCUAGUCUACAUUUUCCUGCAAACUUUUGCCAUUCCGGGAUCGUUAUUCCUCUCGAUUUUAAGUGGAUUUUUGUUUGAUUUUUUGACGGCAAUUACGCUAAUUUGUUGUUGCUCGGCACUUGGAGCGACUUUUUGCUAUACUGUCUCGCAAUUCCUUGGGAAACGACUAGUCUUGCAUUAUUUCCCUGAUCGCAUCGCUGAAUGGUCGAAGAAAAUUGAGAAACAUAAAAGUGAUUUAUUUAGUUACAUGUUAUUCUUAAGAAUGACGCCACUCUUGCCAAAUUGGUUUAUUAACCUGACAGCACCCGUUUUGGGAGUUCCAUUAUCGCCAUUUGUGUUUGGAACGUUUUUCGGUGUUGCUCCGCCAUCAUUCAUCGCAGUCCAAGCUGGAAAGACGCUGUACAAAAUGACGAGCUCAAGCGAUGCUUUCUCGUUCCAAUCGACUGUGAUAUUGUCAGUUCUAUCCGUGCUGUCACUCUCGCCCGUCAUCUUCAAGAAGUAUUUCAAAUCCAAAGUGGACUAAAUACAGCUAAUUUGUAUGAAAAGUACACAAAAAAACGCAAACCUCGACACCGAUUUUUAGUUAGAAAAAUUAAAUCUUUUAUUUUAAUUUAAAAUAAUUCAGCAAUAAAUAGUAAAAUU
This is a messenger RNA of Culicoides brevitarsis, 1015 nucleotides long. RefSeq names its product transmembrane protein 41 homolog (gene stas). The transcript is spliced from 5 exons. The record is from RefSeq and is a predicted model, not a curated record. Lineage: Eukaryota; Metazoa; Arthropoda; Insecta; Diptera; Ceratopogonidae. Bases 126 to 896 code for a protein of 256 amino acids. Gene Ontology annotation, cellular component: endoplasmic reticulum membrane.